This is a messenger RNA of Theileria parva strain Muguga, 1217 nucleotides long. Its product is annotated as SVSP family protein. The record is from RefSeq and is a predicted model, not a curated record. NCBI's taxonomy places the organism in Eukaryota, Apicomplexa, Aconoidasida, Piroplasmida, Theileriidae. The coding region runs from base 6 to 1091 and encodes 361 amino acids. The transcript has a single exon.
AUUUUAUGUACAUAUAUACACUUUUAUUCAUAAUAAUUCUUUGUGUUGAUUCUGUUGAUGAUUUAGAUAAUAAUAGUGGAAAUAUACCCCAGGAGCAUAGUGUUCAAACUAAUGCUAAUCAAACUGAUGGAGAUUCAGUAGUCUCUAGAAAUAUUAUAGAACGUGGUCUAGGGCAUAUUGUAUAUGGAUCAUAUGGAUCAGAAUCAAUUAACACAACACAACAAAGUGACACUGAUGGAUCAGUAGAACAACCAAGUGGAUCUGAAGAAAAUACUAAACUUGUUGGUACAGGAGAUGAUGGUAGUAAAUCUGGAUCAGAACAUGAAGACGAUGAAGACGAGCAAGACAAGGAUGAUGAGGAAGAUGAGGAUGAUGAGGAUGAUGAGAAUUUCGAUGUAAGAGAGGUUAGUGGUGAUGCUGAUGUAGAAUCUGGAAAAGAUGAACCUAUAAAGGGAAUUCAAAGUGCCCUUGGAGAAAUAAAUCCAGAAUUAGCUUCUACUGAAUUUGUAGGAUUAGAUGAUAAAGGUAAUUCCUUUCCAAUGGAUAAUACACAUUAUUAUGUAACCAGCGAAAGUUUUUCCGAAAUUAAAUUUGAACUGGUUUCUAAAUUAAUACAAAUAAAACAUAAGAAAAAAACAGUGUGGGACCAUGAAAAAGGUGCAAAGCAUCCAGAAUCGAUAAUAUAUAAAAAAUUAUCAGAAAUUUUUAUUGUCAUCUUUGAAGAUAUUUUUAUUUCAUGCAAAUGUGUUAAUGGAAAUUGGAAGAUAAAAAAAAAUAGAGUACCACGAGUCAGGUUAUUCAACGUGAAUUAUACAAAUAAAUUGUGUCAAAUAGAAACGUCAAUAUAUAAAACCGAAUAUUCAGAAUAUAAUCAGGUUAAACUAUGUAUUGGAAAGAAUUUAAUGUGUACAAUGAUUAAAGUUGAAGAACAAGUACUUUGGGAAAAAAAAUAUAAUGAAAGAUAUCCAAUUUUUGUUAUUUGUCACGGUGAUAAAAAAAUAUCAGUAGCCUUUAAAAGAGUAACAUAUAUUUAUAUAUGUCAAAAUGGUAUCUGGAUUUUUGAAAAAAGUGUAAAGAUACGAAGGCGAUAGUCAUUUUAUAAUCUUAACUACUAUAACUGUAUUAUAAAUUACUUUAAAUUUUAAAAAUAAUAAUUCAACACAUACUAGUUUUAAACGAAAUUAAUAUGAAUCUCAUCAAUAUUUAUGAAAUGUUCA